Molecule: messenger RNA, 1986 nt
Organism: Cebus imitator (Panamanian white-faced capuchin)
Lineage: Eukaryota; Metazoa; Chordata; Mammalia; Primates; Cebidae
Gene: CA6
Product: carbonic anhydrase 6
Exons: 9
Coding region: 292-1344 (350 amino acids)
Molecular function (GO): zinc ion binding; carbonate dehydratase activity
Source: RefSeq, a predicted model, not a curated record
AGCAGGACGUACAAACAGAACAUCCAAUUCUCGUGGCAGGAGGACAGUGAGUUUGCACGGAGAGGGGGCAUAGAAUGUUGAUGGCAGGCUGAGCUGUAAAUAUUUUUGUGUAUUUGGUUCCUAUUUUGAUUGUACCUAAAUUAAUGAUAGAAAAGAGGAUUUCCACUAGGGCUUUGGGCUGUUUUUGGAUGUGGGUUACUGGGACCCAGUGGGGAAGAGAACAGAGACAUAAAAAGAGAUGCCUGUCGGGAGACUCCCCUACCCAACAGGUGCUGAAUUCUAGGAGGAUGCAUGAGGCCGGAGAUGCUCUCUAAGACUGGGGAAUUCAUCACCAAGGAGGCUGCUUCUGAGCCUUUAAAAGAAGAACUUUGCCAGAAUCAGUCUUCACUCCAGAUGUGCAGCACCAUGAGGGCCCUGGUGCCUCUGCUGUCCCUGUUCCUGCUGGGUGGCCAGGCACAGCAUGGGUCCGAUUGGACCUACUCAGAAGGAGCACUGGAUGAGGUGCACUGGCCGAAGCACUACCCCCACUGUGGUGGCCGGAGACAGUCACCCAUUGACCUACAGAGGACGAAGGUGCGGUACAACCCCGCCCUGAAGGGGCUCAACCUGACAGGCUACGAGUCGCAGGCAGGCGAGUUCCCCAUGGUCAACAACGGCCACACAGUGCAGAUCAGCCUGCCCGGCACCAUGCGCAUAACAGAUGCCAAUGGCACCGUGUACAUAGCUCAGCAGAUGCACUUUCACUGGGGUGGUGCGUCCUCGGACAUCAGCGGCUCUGAGCACACCGUGGACGGGAUCAGACAUGUGAUCGAGAUUCACGUUGUUCACUACAAUUCCAAAUACCAGAGCUAUGAGGCAGCCCAGGAGGCGCAGGACGGCUUGGCUGUACUGGCAGCGUUCGUUGAGGUGAAGGAUUACCCUGAAAACACCUACUACAGCAACUUCAUUUCUCAUCUGGCCAACAUCAAGUACCCAGGACAAAGCACAACUCUGACUGGCCUUGACGUUCAGGACAUGCUGCCCAAGAACCUCCAGCACUACUACAGCUACCAGGGCUCGCUCACCACUCCUCCCUGCACCGAGAACGUCCAUUGGUUUGUGCUGGCAGAUUUCGUCAAGCUCUCCAUGACGCAGGUUUGGAAGCUGGAGAAUUCCUUACUGGAUCACCAAAACAAGACCAUCCAGAAUGAUUAUCGCAGGACCCAGCCGCUGAACCACAGAGUAGUGGAAUCCAACUUCGUGUACCUCCCAAAUCAGGGUGAGGGGCACUGGGCAUCCCAGAAGAGACCAAAGCCAAGAAUACAACCCUCCUCAACAUGCCACGCUUGGCUCCGGGCGGCUUAGAAGCCUGAGGUCAAACACAGUGAAGAUGCUUAAAGCCAAUGCAGUGGGCACGUGGAGAGUAUUCUAAGGAAUCAAAAGACUUCCCCAAAAUACGAUGCUGGUAUGGUGUCUGGCCAUCUCCCUUCUCUGUUUUUGUGAGGACUGUACAAGACUUAGCCAUUUCCAACUAACUCUUCUUUUUAUGGAAUAUACUCUAGGCUCUGAAUUCCAGUUUUAUCUACAUAAGGUUAAGAAAGAUCUUGAAUACUUAAGAAAAGCAUUGAACAGAGGAAAGACCCAAUAUUAACUAGCUUGAAGCCAGAUCUAACUGGAGGAGGUGCCAGUCCCCUGCAGCCACACCCUGCCCUGUCUAGGAAACCAUGUGUGUCUGGAGCACGCUGCUCCCUCUGGGGCAGCUGUUGAGUUUCUGAUUAAAAGAGGGGAAAUGAUCGUCCCGGACAGGAAGUGAGAUGGCUUCCAUGCAUGAGAAGGGAUCUGAGUUAGACAUCACCAGUGGAAAUUGAUUGGAAUAGAAAUUUAAAGGAAAUAGAACCCUAACUAUUCUCCCAUCAAAUCAUACAUGUUGACCUGUCUAAAUUAUAAACCAGCCUGAACUUUCCUUUAGCAUUGGAUGUAAUAAAAUAAUUUUGGAAAUUUGUCAUU